CUUCACGCCGCCAUCUUGGCAAACUAGUCGGAAGUUACCGACAAAAAGCGAAAAAAAAGCUGCAAACGCAGCAUCCGUAGGCUGCGACGAUGACGAGAAGCGAAGGGCGGCGUUCCAAAGUGUUUUGUCUUUCGCUUCUGAACUGUUGACAACAUCAAAAUGUUGAGAGGGUGGUGAAGGGAACGACUUAUUACGACCACCGAGGAAAUAUUGGGACUGGUGGAGCGAACGAUAGCGUCAUACGAGGAGCAACUUUAUCCAACGAAGAGGAGACCUGCGAACACACGUGUGUCGGUGCCAGUGUGGAAAAAGCACUGCGGCUGUGGCUCGUGACCCACGCAGCUCCUUCCUCGCGCCGUCCGCACGCAAGCUACUCCCCUCCACCUCCGUCUGCAGAAGAGGAGCUAGAAGCAGCGUGACGCCGUCAUACAUCUCCCAUCACCUUAUUCCAGCAUGACCAGCACAAGUUCCACGCCAGGUAGAGGGGCUGAGGAUUCAGAACCAGGACCAUCUACCUCCAGCGACAGGGACCAUCAGUCCGGUCCUGAUGUUUUCUGUAAGCUAUGCCUCUGCCAGCAUCCACCCGCACUUGCCAGGACACUGCACAGCUGUGCAUGCAUCUUCUGUACAUCUUGUCUGCAGCAGUAUGUUCAGCUGAGCAUCAAGGAGGGUGGGGGUGCGCCCAUCACCUGUCCUGAUAUGGCUUGCAAAAACACUGGGGUGCUACUUGAUUCUGAGAUAGCCGAAUUGGCCUCUGCUGAUCAGAUUAAGCUGUAUGAGCGCUUGAAGUUUGAGAGAGGAGUGAAGCUGGACCCGAGUAAAACCUGGUGUCCGGUGCUUGAUUGUCAGGCCGUGUGCGACGUGCCACUGAGCUCUGAGGGCCAGCCCUCCGCUGUGCCAUGCCCAACAUGUCACACCAUAUUCUGCUCCGGCUGCAAAGGACCCUGGCAGGGGAGCCACACCUGUCCUGAGCAACAACCCAUGAAGUCACACUUUGGUGAAAGCAGCAGCGACUCUGAUUCGCCCAUUAAACAGUGCCCGAUGUGUGGCAUCUAUAUCGAGCGGAACCAGGGUUGUGCACAAAUGCUGUGCAAGAGCUGCAAACACACCUUCUGUUGGUACUGUCUGCAGAACCUGGAUAGUGACAUUUUCCUCAGACAUUACGACAAAGGGCCUUGCAGGAACAAACUUGGCCACUCCAGAGCCUCGGUUAUGUGGAACCGAACGCAGGUGGCGGGAAUCUUGGUUGGGGUAAGCAUUGUGAUGCUGAUUACCUCUCCACUCCUUUUGCUGGCCUCCCCAUGCAUCCUGUGUUGCCUCUGCAAGCCCUGCAGACUGAAGAAGAAGAAGAAAAAAAAGGAAUUGAGUCCCGCAGACUCCUCCGCAUAGCAGCUUUCCUGUUGGGCCCUGCACCAGCCUCAAGUAGCUUGGGGAAUCAUUGACUGCAUCAGAUCGGAUGUGCACUCUGGUACAAAACCAAAUGUGGGAUUUGACAGUGAUGGUGAUGAUGCCAACAGGUAUGCAUCAUCAGCAGCUGAAAAGGAUUCAGUGGGCCUCUUAUAAGCAGAACUAUAUCACCACUGACUCAUGCGCAUUAUGCCAGAAGAGUGGCAGUAAAGAGAAAGCGGUGAAUUUUGCACUCAUGCACUUCAACCUCCAGCUAAAUGCGAGGUGCUUAAGUGCCUGAGUCUUUGCUGUGCCUGGUGCCGGGUUGCAUUUGUUUUGCCGCCUUUUAUCGUACGCUCAUCACUUAGAAUGUAAAGGUCACUAAUAAGUCAGUAAGUAAUGUCAAGCGGAAGAAGCAAGAAAGCUAAACUUUCCUGUAUGCACCUUAUUCUUAUUCUUGUAGUGAAACAAGAUAGGGCUUCAACCGUGCACAAAAAUGUGUCCCACUGAAAAUGUUUUUGUUUCCAUGAGGCCCACGCUCCAGACUGGACUGAAGGAUGUAAAGUAGCAGUCGCUUCACCAACAGUGACCCAUUUCCCACAAAGUACAUCCACACAUUUUUUGCAAACAUUUGGAAAGUAGUAUUAGAAAAGAAUGGCAUUGAAGCAAAUGAAAACCAACUGUAAAACAGCCCACACUGACUAGUCAUAAUGAGUGGAAGGCCAGUGCUUGUUUCUAUUCAAUGAGCCGGUACCACCUUGAGGUAAGGGCAGAGAAUGACACCCCAAGUUAGUACUUAAUGUAGUCAGCUCAGUAAUUUUGUUUUGAUUGACGUCAUUGUAGAAUUUCACACAUUACAAUGAUAAGAUGCAGACGAUAGGAAUUACGUGCUUUUUUUUUUUUUGGUUGGGCAAACUGGAAAUUCUGCCACAAUGUUAAUCUAGGUUUGUCUUCUAAUUCUAGCUGCUUGGUCUUCAUGUGCCAGAGCAAUUUUGCAAGCCUCUUGCUCUGUACUGGUAUUACACUGAGUGGGUUUAGCGCGUGAGAAUCGCCUGUAGAAAAUCAGCCAUAAAGCUGAGAAGAGAGGGAUGACAGUGAAUGAGUCUUCCAUACAGCUUACUUGUUGGAGGCUCUUCUCAUCAUUGACCCCCCACCCCCUUUCUGAAUAGUUUCUCCAAAGAUGUUUUUCUUAAAAAUCUAAGAUUGUGGGAUUGCUUUUUUUAACUACCAUAUCACUUGACCAAGACAAGCAGUUUGACCAAUGGAGAUGCAUACAUGCACGCAUGAUUUUAAAAAUAAAAUUCUGAAAGAUUCAGUUGAUCAAAAUAUAUAUUUUUUUAUGCACUCUUAGCGCUGGUGGUUGGUUACUGCUGCUUUAAAAGAUCAUUGAUAUUUGUUCUAUAACUGUAUUAGGUAGAUUAUUUUUUUGGUGUUUCAGUAUAACAUGUUUUCUAAAAUUGAAAUAAAGACACUGCAUUGAA
Messenger RNA from Hippocampus zosterae (dwarf seahorse), 2867 nucleotides. It is a transcript of the gene rnf144b, whose product is annotated as ring finger protein 144B. The record is from RefSeq and is a predicted model, not a curated record. Bases 454 to 1389 code for a protein of 311 amino acids. Gene Ontology annotation, molecular function: ubiquitin protein ligase activity; ubiquitin conjugating enzyme binding; zinc ion binding. The transcript has 8 exons. Gene Ontology annotation, biological process: positive regulation of proteasomal ubiquitin-dependent protein catabolic process; ubiquitin-dependent protein catabolic process; protein polyubiquitination. NCBI's taxonomy places the organism in Eukaryota, Metazoa, Chordata, Actinopteri, Syngnathiformes, Syngnathidae. Gene Ontology annotation, cellular component: mitochondrial membrane; cytoplasm; ubiquitin ligase complex.